UUGUGGAACCUAACUUUCUCUCACUACAACUGCUGCCGUCUUCUCUCUCACACCUUUUCGCCGAUACUCAUACAGCACUUACAGAUCGGACUUGGCUAAACAGAGAUCGAAACUUCUUCAUCUGUGAUUCUUCAAACUGAAAUUGAUCUGAAUCCGCUAAGCUCAAGUAUGCGCAUCUUCAGAAAUUGUCUUGGAUGCUGUUCUCAGCCCCCUCUGAUAAUCGCGGUGGAUGAACCAUCCAACGGACUCAAAAUUCAAGGUCGAACGGUGAAGAAAGCAAGCAUUUCCGAGGAUUUUUGGAGCACUAGUGCAUGCGAGGUGGAUAACAGUACAUUCCAAUCCCAAAGAAGUAUGUCAUCUAUCAGUACAUCAAAUGCACCACAGGAUGUCAGCACUUCGGCUGGAAGCUCAAACCACCCUACUGAAUUUGUAAAUCACGGUCUUCUUCUUUGGAAUCAAAUAAGGCAGCAGUGGAUAGCGAAAAAGAGUUCCAAAAAUCGUAAAGAAGCUCACGAGCAGAAGAUAAGUCCAAGUGCAUCUUAUGAGAGUCUUCUUGGAACAAACAAGCCAUUUCCCACUCCCAUUCCGCUACCUGAAAUGAUAGAUUUUCUGUCUGAUACAUGGGAACAGGAAGGAUUGUAUGAUUGAGGCUGCCAAAAACAAGUAACUACUAUUUCCCUUCCUCUUUUACUAAACCAUAAACAUUUUAUGAGGUUUUUCAUUAGGCAUUUUGAUUGUUAGCAUUUGAGAACUAAGUCAAAAUGUUGAUGAGUUGUAAACAUUAAUUUUAUGGUUUGUAAAACAAAUUUACUUUGGGGGUCAUAUAUUAGUGUGUCAAUAUUGGUAACUGUAUGUGUAUAUAUAUGGCCUUCCCUUUUCUCUAACCAAAUACUUUAUGGUUAGUGAAAAUGGAAAAGUGAGAAAACCAUAGUUUUAUUGAGCAAAUGCUUGUAAGAUGAAACAACUCCACUUGAUUUACAUGUUGAAGUAUCUUAUUUAUUUUGAAA
Impatiens glandulifera is the source of this 1007-nucleotide messenger RNA. RefSeq lists its product as uncharacterized. The coding region runs from base 169 to 648 and encodes 159 amino acids. The record is from RefSeq and is a predicted model, not a curated record. Lineage: Eukaryota; Viridiplantae; Streptophyta; Magnoliopsida; Ericales; Balsaminaceae. The transcript is spliced from 5 exons.